GGGAUGGAUCGAGUGGCUAAAUACGUCGAUCGAUAAAAUUUAAAUACGCGCGUCGCGCGCUAAAGUAAUUCCGUAGCGCUGCGCUUUGAAGAUAAGUGGAGUCGGUUAGUCAUACGGCGACUGAAAUCGAGCGAGUAAAAUACAGGUGCGCGACUCGAUUGUGCGUGUACGCGCACACGAAGCCAGCGUCAGUCAAUCGUCGCCCGGGAAGCGUUUGGUGUACAGGAGUCGAAUUAAAGGAGCUAAUGUAUCGAGUGCCGGGAGUAUCGAUCGCCAAGGAAGACGAGCGAAGAACCGAGGAGCGUUAGAUUGACGAAAGCGAGCCGAUGGUCAUAUCCGUGGGAGGGAGAGAUGAGUACGACGGACGAACGGGCUGUCUGAGCGCGACCAAAGCAACGAAGUAAUGGCAUUCCGAAUAUUGAAGAAUUUCGUAGUUCGAUAUAGGAGUUGGAUCGCCCAGCAGCAGGCCGGAAGCAGAAUGGCGCAGAUGGGUGAGAGGACGCCCCUCGUCGACGCGACGAUCAGCCUGACGACCAGGACGGCCUACGCCCUAGGACACGUUUUCAACGACCUCACCGCGGCCAUGUGGUUCUCCUACACGCUGCUCUUUCUCCAGCGAGUGGCGCUACUCGAGCCCCUCACGGCCGGAUGUUUCCUGCUCCUAGGCCAAGUGAUCGACGCACUCAUGACACCGGUCUUUGGAGUCCUGGUGGACAAGUACUCGAAGAAGAAGACGUGGCACGUAGUCGGCUCGAUCAUGGUCAUUUUCUCCUUCCCUCCGAUAUUCGGGAGUUUCGUAAGGAACACGAGAAGCGCCGUCUCAAUGUUCGUCUACGUUCUCAGCAUCACGAUCUUCCAGACCGGCUGGGCCGCCGUCCAGAUAUCUCACCUAUCCAUGAUACCCGCCCUCACGAGCUCGUCCAUCCUCAGGACCGAGCUCACGGCUAUACGGUAUUCGGCUCAAGUGGGUGCAGCGGUUAUCGUCUUCAUCGUAACGUGGAUCGUCCUGCCGAGCAGCGAGGAGUCAGGUGUGCGCCUCGGACCCACCGACAGCUUCAAAUUUCGCAACAUCGUGGUGGUGCUGAGCCUCCUAGGCGCCGUGGCGACCAUCCUCUUCCACGUCUUCCUGAACGCGCGCCUCCUGGAGGUCAGCGACUCGAGUGCGUCCGCGAAGCCGGGCGGCGUGGAGGCAGCAUCGAGAGCACCGGACGCCAACCGACACAAAUACUGGUUCGGUAACAGUCUCCUCGCCCGGGUGGCGAUGCUCUACGUCGCCAGCCGGCUCUUCAACACCCUCGCCACGGUCUAUCUACCGCUCUACAUCGAGGAGACGGCGGUCGGCGGGAGGCAGGCGCUCGCGACAGUGCCACUCGCCUCCUACAUCGCCUCCUUCGUCGCGGCGCUGCUCCUCAAGUACAUGAACGAAUCCUGCGGCACGAAGGUCUGUUACCUGCUGGGCAGCCUGAUCGGCAUACUCGCAGCGGCAAUUGUGGAAUUCGCCGGAAGUAGCGAGGCGGUAAUGUACUCAGUAGCCGUCUUGAUCGGAGCCGGAAGUUCAAUUACCAUGGUCACGGCGCUGAGCAUAACAGCAGAACUUAUCGGGCCGAGGACUGAGAGCAGCGCACUUGUUUACUCGAUCGUGACGUUCUUGGAUAAGGUCGUGACGGGCCUCGUCGUUAUCGUCAUCGAGAAAUGGAGAUGCAUCGACAAGGAGCUCUGCCCGACAUACAAUCGCGACACGCUGGCACUGGUGUGCGCAACGUCCAUGGCCCUCGGACUCGUCACGCUGUCCUUCGUGUCGCGAUGCAUCUCCAAUUGACCAGCUAAUUUCAACGUCUGUAAUGCGGGCGCGCGCCGAUUAUCAAUCAGGGCCACCCGCGCUACUGCGAAUGCUCGCGUCACCUCCUCCAUUAUCUCAUUUACCUCUGUAUCAAGUUGUCUAUUACUUUCUAUAUUUGUGUAAGAAUGUCAAUCAGAGGCCAAUAAAUCACGCUCUAAAAGCUUCUCGAUAUUCCCUCUCCUGACUCUCGCGUGUCUUUAUCGUCUAACAAUUGCGAUAACAAUUUUCUUUAAUAGUCCGUCGCUUCAGUUG
Ceratosolen solmsi marchali is the source of this 2092-nucleotide messenger RNA. Its product is annotated as major facilitator superfamily domain-containing protein 12. The coding region runs from base 404 to 1819 and encodes 471 amino acids. The transcript has 7 exons. Gene Ontology annotation, cellular component: plasma membrane. The record is from RefSeq and is a predicted model, not a curated record. Gene Ontology annotation, molecular function: symporter activity. Lineage: Eukaryota; Metazoa; Arthropoda; Insecta; Hymenoptera; Agaonidae. Gene Ontology annotation, biological process: carbohydrate transport.